GAGUCAAUUAAUUUGGAUCUGAUGUACACAACAAUCAUCACAAUUACAAAUACGUCACCGUAUUUAUUUCCCUUUCCACGCGUUUCUCAUCUCCAUUCAAAACACUCAACAACCCAACCAAACUCACCUUUCCUUCUGAUAUUCCAAGGUUAACCACCGCCACCGUACCAAUCUCCGACCAGCCCUCCGGAGACAACUCACCGAUCUCCGCCGUCUAAUCAACUCUUCCUUAAACUUUAUCAGAGAUGAAUCCUGAGUAUGAUUAUCUGUUCAAGCUUCUUCUUAUUGGAGACUCUGGUGUCGGCAAAUCAUGCCUUCUUCUGAGAUUUGCUGAUGAUUCUUACAUUGAUAGCUACAUAAGCACCAUUGGAGUUGAUUUUAAAAUCCGUACCGUUGAGCAGGAUGGGAAGACUAUUAAGCUCCAGAUUUGGGAUACAGCUGGCCAAGAACGAUUUAGGACAAUCACCAGUAGCUACUACCGUGGGGCACAUGGAAUCAUUAUUGUUUAUGAUGUGACAGAUGAAGAGAGCUUCAAUAAUGUGAAGCAAUGGCUCAGUGAAAUUGACCGCUAUGCUAGUGAUAAUGUUAACAAGCUCUUGGUUGGCAACAAGUGUGAUCUGACAGAAAAUAGAGCUGUGCCGUAUGAAACAGCUAAAGCAUUUGCAGAUGAAAUAGGCAUACCUUUCAUGGAGACUAGUGCAAAGGAUUCUACAAAUGUCGAACAGGCAUUUAUGGCAAUGGCUUCUUCCAUCAAGGAAAGAAUGGCAAGCCAACCUACAAACAAUGCAAGGCCUCCAACAGUGCAGAUAAGGGGACAGCCAGUUGGUCAGAAAAGUGGGUGCUGCUCAUCUUAACCACAAUAUAUCUUCUGAUCUAUUUCAUUUGGUCUACUGAUCAUUGCAUGUAAGAAUUUUUUUUUUGCUAUGUUAUUAUAUGACUAAAAUAGUGGACCAAUGUAAGAAUUUGUCUGGUGGUUUGGAACUGACCUAGAUGAUCCCAUUCUUUGAAUAUACUUAAUGAUAUGGUUUGUGCAAACUUCAAUAUUCAUUAAUGCUAAAUCUAUAUAUUCCUCCUCC
Messenger RNA from Lathyrus oleraceus (garden pea), 1076 nucleotides. RefSeq names its product ras-related protein RABD2a. NCBI's taxonomy places the organism in Eukaryota, Viridiplantae, Streptophyta, Magnoliopsida, Fabales, Fabaceae. Gene Ontology annotation, molecular function: GTPase activity; GTP binding. The transcript has 8 exons. The record is from RefSeq and is a predicted model, not a curated record. Bases 246 to 854 code for a protein of 202 amino acids.